Phascolarctos cinereus (koala) is the source of this 4125-nucleotide messenger RNA. The record is from RefSeq and is a predicted model, not a curated record. Lineage: Eukaryota; Metazoa; Chordata; Mammalia; Diprotodontia; Phascolarctidae.
AUGAAGGAUGCUACAGGAGGCUGGCUAUGUGCUUUUCAAAAUCCACCUCAGAGCUGGAAUUCUGUCACUGAUCCAGCAUCAGAUCAAUCACGUCUGUUCAUUGUGAUUCCAUCGCCUCUCAGUGAAGGUGAAUCUACAUUCAGCAGCAGAAUUGAUCUGACUGAAAGAUGUAGUUCUACUUCAUCCAAUGAAGAGGAAGAGCCUUCUGGGAAGCCUCAGUAUACCAAGUGCCGUUCACCUGAACUAGAGACAUUUUCGUGCUACUGGACUGAUGAAGUUUAUCAUGGUCCAAAGAGUCCAAUAAAGCUGUUGUAUAAGAAAAGGAUUGACGAAGAGUGGAAAGAAUGCCCUGAUUAUGUCUCUGCUGGAGAAAACAGCUGUUAUUUCAAUUCAUCCUAUACCUCCAUUUGGACACCCUAUUGUAUCAAGCUAAGAAAUAUUAGUCAUGAGUUGGAGAAAAGAUGUUUCACUGUGGAUGAAAUAGUACAACCAGAUCCACCCAUUGGCCUCAACUGGACUUUGCUGAACACCAGCCUAACAGGGAUCCAUGCCGACAUCCAGGUGAGAUGGGGGCCACCUCCCAAUGCAGAUGUUCAGAAAGGAUGGAUCCUCUUGGAGUAUGAGCUUCAGUACAAAGAAAUAAAUGACACCCAAUGGAAAAAGAUGGAACUCGUACGCACCACAUCUGUUCCAGUGUAUUCCUUGAGGUUGGAUAGAGAAUAUGAAAUACGAGUCAGAUCCAGACAACGUACCUCGGAUAAAUUUGGGGAGUUCAGUGAAAUACUUUAUGUAACAUUUCCCCAGAUGAGCCCUUUUAUAAAUGAUUGUGAAGAGAAAAUCAAUGAUUUCCCGUUUCCAUGGUUCUUGAUUAUUAUCUUUGGAAUAUUUGGGCUGACAGUGGUGUUAUUUGUAUUCAUACUUUCUAAACAACAAAGGAUCAAGCUGCUGAUACUGCCCCCAGUUCCAGUUCCAAAAAUUAAAGGCAUAGAUCCAGAUCUUCUCAAGAAAGGAAAAUUAGAAGAGGUAAACACGAUCUUAGCCAGCCAUGAAAGCUAUAAGUCUCAAUUCUACAAUGAUGAUUCUUGGGUAGAGUUCAUUGAGCUGGACAUUGACGAUCCUGAUGAAAAGACGGAAGAAUCCGACACAGACAGACUUCUAAGCAGUGACCACCAGAAAUCCCUGAAUUACCUUGGGGCGAAAGAUGAUGACUCUGGACGUACAAGCUGUUAUGAGCCAGAUAUUCUGGAGACUGAUCUGAGUGCCAGUGACUCCUGUGAUGGGACUUCAGACUUUGCUCAGUCACAGAGGAUGAAAGGGAAAGCAGAUCUCCUAUGCCUUGAUCAGAAGAAUGAUGGGUCACCUUCUAAUUGUGAUACUCCAGCAACUCAUCCACCCAACAGUGUCAUCCUUUCAGAAGGUAGGAAGCCAAGACCACUUCUUACGAGUGGAAUUGAGUCAGCUGGCCUACCUGUCCAUACUCAGCUGAGCAACCAGAGUUCACUGGCAAACAUUGACUUUUACGCCCAGGUGAGCGACAUCACUCCUGCAGGAAGUGUUGUUCUUUCACCCGGGCAAAAAAAUAAGGCAGGGAUAUCACAGUGUGAUGGGCACCCAGAAGUGGCCUCACUGUGCCAAGCAAAUUCCAUCAUGGACAAUACCUACUUCUGCGAGGCAGAUGCGAAAAAAUGUGUUUCUAUGGCCCCUCAUGUUGAGCCAGAGCCCCGGGUGGAGCCGAGCUUUAGCCAGGAAGAUGUUUACAUCACCACAGAAAGCCUUACCACUACUGCUGUGAGUUCCGGAAUAGCGGGAGGACCUUCAAAUUCUGAAAUGCCCGUGCCUGACUAUACCUCCAUUCACAUAGUACAGUCUCCCCAGGGCCUUGUACUCAAUGCUACCGCGCUGCCUGUGCCUGACAAAGAAUUCCUCACCUCGUGUGGCUAUGUAAGCACAGACCAACUGAACAAAAUCAUGCCCUAGCCUUUCUUUCGUUUACCUUGCGCAUAUAUAUUUAAUGGCAUAAAGAUGGCUUGGGCUAGUCCACUUAAACCAAAAUAAUGUUUAAACAUUUUUUUUGGCGGUUCUUAAGCGCUUUUUCCUGAAGUGUUGAAACAUGAUAAACACACACAAACACACAAGCAUUAAUCAGACUCUUUCCUAUUGUGAAUUGUAAAUAUUUUAAAGCAUUGUCUCUCCAAGACCAUUGAGUAGCAGUGAUUGUCUUGUUAUUGUGGGUGUUGAUUUUGUGAUACUAAACAUUGAAUGACUAUGUUUUUAAUGUAUAGUAAAUCAUGCUUUUUGAAAAAGCUAAAAUCAGGUGGUUUUGCAGUUCAGGAGAAUUUAAUGCAAAUCAUACCAUACACUGAGUUGUUUGAUGUUGUUUUUUAAAUCGGUAAUUGGAAAAACUAAAUAAAAUAUGAACAGGAAGGCAGAAGUAGUUUGGGUAAGUAAAACAUUUAUUUUGACAUACAAAUUGAUAAAGAUAUUUUAAUAUUCUAGACUUAAAGCACGGCUGUUUUAUAUUACGGUACACAAUGUGUACUGUAAUUUAUGCUGAUCCAUCUAAAGAAUGUAUUCGUUGCAAUUUUACCAAAGCUGGUUUCAGUUUUUGGUCAUUGCAGCAAAAAUAAGAAGCAAAAGUGAAAUAAAAUAAAAUAACAAAAAAAGUUAGUUUUUAUAGGGUCAUUUUUAUACCUCCAAAAAAGAAUCCUUAGAUAAUUUUAAAAUGAUUAUAGUGACUUAUUUUAUUAGAUCAUAUUCAUCUUACCGUAAGGUGUUUUUUUUUUCAGUGUACUUAUACAUUUUUAAGUUUUCAGGCAAACUUUAAGUUGUACAAAACAGUAAGAGCAAAGAAUCCAUUCACCACCAUAUUCUGAUCCAUGCCCAUGUCCGUAGGUAUCAAGAGGAGUAAAAGUUAUAGCAGACAUUUCUUUGCCAGAACAUUUAAAUACUGCAGUUGCACCUUGAGCGAUUUUGAGCCCAUGGGAGAAUCCAAAAUGAGCACUGUAGCCUUGGCAUCUAUAUAUCUUUGCAUAUAGAGCCUGAUUUUUAUCCCAUUGUUUCACAAGUGGGGAAUGAGGUACAUGAAGCAUUUUGUAUGUUGAAACCGGAUGAAAUGAAGUGAACAGGGAACAGAGGGCAAUGUGGUUCAGGAAACUUGGUUUGGGGUUUUUUCAGAUUUUUCCCCCAUAGCCUAUCAACAGCCCCCAUCUUCCAGGAUUAUCAGGGACAAGAACAGCAUAAAUAAAUGAGAUUUGUGGAUAACACAAGAUCCCACAAACCAAUAUCAAUAACUCUCUCCCAUACCAAACUUUUUUCUUAGGGCUUCUUGUGUGUUGAAAAGCUGUCUGAUCUGAGCUCCACCUCCCUUAGUUUUUCCUCUAUUAUCCCCUCAAAGAAAAUGUUAGUAAAGAGUGAGACAGCUGCAAAAUCAGGCAAUAGAAAAGAAAAGGAAAAAGGGAAGAUCUAUGUAAUCCACAAAUCAGAUAAUCAGUCCCUGAUCCCUAGUAGAUGUGAGGAAAGUUCUCCCAAAAGUAUAUUAUUAAAGAGGAAAACACUAUCUGAGUGAGAGAAUGCACUUCAUUUGAAGCAGCAGCAAUACACAAAGUAAGACAGAUGGAACUUUGAAUUUUACUUCUCCAUCAGUGGGAUUUGCCCAUUUAGCACAGGCAUCUUUAAGACGUGAACAACAUCAUCAGGGACUUUCAAUCCCUUUUUUCCUGAAAGAACUGCAGCCAGUUGCUGGAACUGGAAUUGGAAAGUCCAGCAUGUGACUUUGUAGUAAGUGUUUAUUAGAUCUUCUGCUAACUUGCUACUGCAGUUUUCUAACAGCUCCAUUAUUUAGUUUCAUGUAAGAUUUCAUAAAUGUAACACUAAUUCAAUUAAAGCUACAUAUGUUUUUGGAAGAAGUCUCUUACUAUACUCAAAUAGGCUGACAAAGUUUCUAUAGCCAAAAAUAGUUAAAAAAAAAUACCUCAAUCAAGCUCAGAAUGUUAUUUUGGUACUUUACUGGUUAUACAAGCCAUUAUUCAGCAGUAUGAAUAGUUGUGUCUUUCGGUUUAUAUUUAACUUCUUUAUGUCUGUGGAUUUUUCCUUCAAAGUUUAAUAAAUUUAUUUUCCUGGAUCCUU